Ruditapes philippinarum (Manila clam) is the source of this 2728-nucleotide messenger RNA. RefSeq names its product prostaglandin E2 receptor EP4 subtype-like. Gene Ontology annotation, cellular component: plasma membrane. Lineage: Eukaryota; Metazoa; Mollusca; Bivalvia; Venerida; Veneridae. Bases 1118 to 2698 code for a protein of 526 amino acids. Gene Ontology annotation, molecular function: G protein-coupled receptor activity. The record is from RefSeq and is a predicted model, not a curated record. Gene Ontology annotation, biological process: adenylate cyclase-activating G protein-coupled receptor signaling pathway; positive regulation of cytosolic calcium ion concentration; inflammatory response. The transcript has 4 exons.
AUUGCUUGGCGAAUCGUAUAGAAAGUCUGCAGAUUUUCAUUACAUGAAUUGUUAAAUGUUGUGACGGUUUGUUGAGUGAAUGGACCUAAUUUUGUGAAGUUAAAUUUCAAAGAAGAAAUUCUAUCUUCGUGUUGUUUAAAACAAAAAGCAGUAAACCAGGUAAAUGACGCGUGGAAUCUACUGACAGAUGUUUCAGCGUGUACAGUACACGUAGAGGCAACAACACUAUUGGAAUUGCAAUGGAUACAGAAAGCAUCUUAUUUGUAAAACAACGAAAAUUGAACGGAUAGCUCGCGGACGUUGAAUGUUCGUAUAAAUACGUGAACUGCCGUUAACACCUGAUUGAAGUAAUAUGCUUCAGGAUAUUGUGAUAAUAUCUUAAUGUAUAAAAGAAAAGGACAUUGGAUUUUGGUCCACAUUGGUGGACAGUUUGUCGCAUGAUUGGUUUGUUUGUUUAUCUACAGGACAAAACGGCAAAUAUAAUUAAUUUUUUGACCGUAAGAGUGUGCGGAAUUUAUUUGUUUUACACUGUUAAAUCUCUCUAGUGGAGGGUUAAACAGUGGAUGAGGGAAAUAUACAAUUAUUCUGAUUUUUGUUUUCCUUUCAUAAAUCGAAUGGUAAGAUUAAAGAGGAGUUUUAAACGAACGAGUUGGGGAAAAAAACAGUCACAAAUCUUUAUUAUUAUAAAAAAAAAUAAAACUGGCAUCAGUUGUCAAGUGCGGUUUAAAGAAUUUACGUGGAAUAUAAAAAGCUGAAGGAGAAUUUAGUUUAUUGCGAGUUUUAAUCAUCUUGGGAAUUUGACAUAAUUAUUAAUCUGAUAAAGUUGGACGUAAUAAAUGUGAUGUUAGAGGCAAAUAUAGCAAUGAUGGUAUCAUUUCUGUAAAAUAAUUACAAAUAAAAGAAUAUAUUUAUAGAACAUUUCGUGACAAUUGAUAGAGAUCAAAGAGAAUGUCAAAGUGUUUUUAGAUUAUUAUUCUAAAUUUAUAGUGGAUGCUGAUAACACACACGUGUAUAUUAAUUACGUCACAAAAACUUUACGUCGACAUUUUCAAAGGAAAUAGUAAUAAGAGACGCUCGUGACGUAACUAGUUGUAAUGGAGGCGGAAGUGGUAUACAUAUGUUCAAGUCAGCUCGGCAUCAGUCUGUUGAUAUGAUGCACGUGCGAUUUAUGGUCAUGGAAAACAUGACAGGAGAAACGGUACCUUCUUACGUCACUCAAAAUAUCUCGCUUAUUGAGUCACAUAUUGAAAAUGAGACGGAAAACAUAAUUCAAAUAUCAAGUGUUAAGAAAAAUAAUAGUGUUAUUAGUUCAAGUGUUUUAUUUACGUUUGGUUUCCUGAGCAACACUUUAGCGCUAAUCGUUCUAAAACGAUCACCUUCCGACCAAAAGAGAAAGUUGUUUUACAGACUGGUUGCCGGUUUAACUUUAACGGACUUGGUAGGCACUACUGCAACCAGUCCAGUUGUGAUAGCUGUUUACGUGAAUGAUUUCCGGUGGAUAGGAGGUGCGGCGAUGUGUAAAUAUUUCGGUUUUAUGAUGGUAUUUUCCGGCGUAGCUACAACAACAAUCGUGUGUAUUAUGGCUAUAGAACGAUUAAUCUGUAUUAGACACCCUUAUCUCUAUUAUGCUCAAUUACGGAAAAAGCAUGCUACAGUAUUUCUGUUUAGCGCAUGGGCAUUUGCGGGAUUAAUUGCUAGUCUGCCUUUGAUGGGUUUCGGUGAAAUAGUACUCCAAUAUCCAUACACUUGGUGCUUUUUCGAUUAUUAUACGGAAAACCUCGGACAUCGGGGAUUUAAUUGCCUCUUCGCUAUUUUAGCGUUGCUGACCAUUUCUGUGACAGUGACAUGUAAUGGGAUUGUCUUGUAUACGCUCUUUCAAACAAAAAUGAGAGGCAUCUCCCGCCAAAAUAGCAGAGAUUCGAGGACCUUCUCCGGAUAUAGCAGACGAUAUGCCGAGUGUCAGAUGGCUGUUCUACUUAUCGGAAUUACUGUCGUAUUCAGCUCGUGUUACCUUCCAUUAAUGAUAAAGUUUGUUGAGAUUAUCAUACGAAUACUGAUAAAUCAGACGAAACUUUUACCUGUCAACUUACGGACAGACUUGCUGAUGAUCCGAUUCGCUUCAUUAAAUCAAGUUCUUGACCCCUGGGUUUACAUCCUGCUUCGAAGGGAAGUCGUUUGGAAAGUCGCAAGUACACUCAAAAAGCUUUUUUCAAAACAAUCGAAGGAUAGUGAAAUUAAUAAAUUCAGACGACAAGAUUCGUCUGCGUCUGUUAUCCUAAUGAACGAUGUGCAAUAUUCGUGUUGUGCCUUUUGUUGGCAUUGUUUGUGCGACCCGCCGCAGACACAAAGACCAAACUUAGCAAGCUUUUACAGCGACUACCGGAGAAAUUCAUUAUAUUCACCACCAAAUAGUUCAACAAAUAAACUUGUCAUGCAAGUUAUGAGGAACGUUAUGAUUCCUGAUUCUAGUGAAGAAAAUUCUGUGUAUUCUGAUAGACGCUCACAGGUGAUAAGUGAGUUAAAAAGACAAGCGUCUCUUGAUGCAGACGUUGUUACACAGCAGCCGACACCAAAAGAUACGCGCGUUAAAUUCUAUUGUAACGGGUCAUCUUCUUAUGAGGAUCUAGAAACCCAGAUUUUAAAUGAUUUAGACGAGAAUGAUGAAUUUGAUACCAACCCUGAGGUUGAUAGCUUAUGAUAGAUAUGUAUAUUAACUCGCCACCACAUU